Molecule: messenger RNA, 1083 nt
Organism: Parnassius apollo (apollo)
Lineage: Eukaryota; Metazoa; Arthropoda; Insecta; Lepidoptera; Papilionidae
Source: the annotation of a GenBank genome assembly
AUGCAAGACGAUUUAGAAGUCACUGGUAUUUCUCGCAGUGGUAGAGUAAGGAAGAAAAGCUCAAAAUUAAUGGAUUUUGAGUCUCCAGAUGAUAUAGAGGCCAGAUAUCGGCGACAAACACCUGUGAAGACCUAUCCUGGUCUCAAACAGGAAGAACCUAUUGAUUACAAGGAACAGCCGCAAAGACCCGUUGAGGAAGCUGGCACGGCGUCAGGCAGUGAAUCGGAUUAUUUUGAAAAUAAUGGUGAAAAUGGAGAAAGUAUGGAGUCUGAUAGCUCAGCAUCAGAUGAGGGCUCAACAAGAACUCCAGCUAAUUCAAUAUAUAUGAUGGAAAAAAACAAUAAGAAAAAGUUGAUAAUAAAAGAUGGAAGGGUGAUUGGUAGGGCAAAAGCUCAGAGAAAAGAUAAAGGAAAAACACGCAUCACUGCAUACAUGAUGUGGGCAAAAGAGGCUAGAAAUGAUCUUCUACGUCAGAACCCUAAUAUGGAUUUUUCUGCAAUUUCAAAAAGGCUUGGAGAAAUGUGGUCUAAUGUAACUUACAAUGAGAGGUAUCUUUGGAAAAGAAAAGCAAAAAGAUUUGCUAUCCAAAAGGAACAAAGCAAUCAAGUUGCAUCCAAUAAAAUAAUUUCUAACCCAAGUAUUCGUCCGCCAACGAAUGUAGGGCCUGGUAGACCACCAUUGGGUCGAGCGCCACGCCAGGCCACACCACAGGUUCAGCACAAUGCCGUAGUUCCGGUGUCGAGCGGUACGUCUACAGCUGUGUCGAUCGUUUCGCCGAGUGCGUCGGUGGGUGCGGGCAGUGCGGCGGGGGCGGGCAUGUACCGCGUGACGGGCUGCGGCGCCGUGGACGUGGCCGCGCACCUGCGCCUGCUGGGCGAGAGCCUCGCCAUCAUCGGCGAAAGGCUCAAGGAGCACGAGGGUCAAAUCGCUGUGUCGGGCUCGGUGUCAGUGCUACUGGACACACUGUUGUGCUCGUUAGCGCCUCUGCUGAGCGUGUCGCGUGCCAUACCCGCCAUCGCGCCUCCCGCGCGCUUGUUGCAAGACACCCUCCACAACAUAGCCUAUAUUAUGCCCGGUCUGUAG